CAGACCAUGCAAGCGGCGCGAUGCCCGACAGAUGAGCUAUCGCUGACUAAUUGUGCCGUGGUGAGCGAGAAGGAUCUGCAGUCAGGACAACAUGUGACUGUGAAGACCACACCCAACCACAAGUUUGCGUUUACAGUCAAGACCCACCACACAGUGGCACCUGGAAGCAUUGCCUUCAGCCUGCCGCAGCGAAAAUGGGCCGGUCUCUCCAUCGGCCAGGAGGUUGAAGUGUCCAACUACAACUUUGACAAAUCCAAGCAGUGCAUCGGUGCCAUGACAAUCGAAAUUGACUUCCUGCAGAAGAAGAGUACCGACUCCUCUCCCUAUGACUCAGACAAGAUGGCUGCAGAGUUCAUCCAACAGUUCAACAACCAGGCCUUCUCUGUCACCCAGCAGUUAGUGUUCAGUUUUUGCGACAAGCUGUUUGGUUUGGUUGUAAAGGAUAUCGAAGCAAUGGAUGCCAGCAUCCUCAAAGGAGAACCAGCCUCUGGAAAGAAACAGCAGAAGAUCGAUAUCGGGCUGAUGAUCGGCAACAGCCAGGUGAUUUUUGAGAAAGCAGAAAGCUCUUCCCUCACACUAGUUGGUAAGGCAAAGACCAAGGAGGCACGACAGACAAUCAUCAACCCAGACUGGAACUUUGAGAAGAUGGGAAUUGGAGGUCUGGACAAGGAAUUCUCUGACAUUUUCCGCAGGGCCUUUGCUUCCCGAGUCUUCCCUACAGACAUUGUGGAGCAGAUGGGUUGUAAGCACGUGAAGGGCAUCAUGCUGUUUGGACCUCCAGGAUGUGGUAAAACAUUGAUGGCCAGACAGAUUGGCAAGAUGCUCAAUGCCCGCGAGCCAAAGAUCGUCAAUGGUCCAGAGAUCCUCAACAAGUACGUGGGAGAGUCUGAGGCCAACAUCCGUAAACUGUUCGCCGAAGCCGAGGAGGAACAGAAGAGGCUGGGAGCCAACAGCGGCCUCCAUAUCAUUAUCUUUGAUGAGUUGGAUGCCAUCUGCAAGCAGAGAGGUACAGGUGCCAGCAGCACAGGAGUACAUGACACCGUGGUCAACCAGCUCCUGUCUAAGAUCGACGGUGUGGAGCAACUUAACAACAUCCUGGUCAUCGGUAUGACCAACAGGCCUGACUUGAUAGAUGAUGCCCUCAUGAGGCCCGGCAGAUUUGAGGUCAAAAUGGAAAUUGGUCUCCCUGAUGAGAAGGGUCGUGUCCAGAUCCUGACCAUCCACACCAACAAGAUGCGAGGCUUCAACCUGCUACAUGCCGACGUCAACAUCCCGGAACUGGCUGCCGAGACCAAGAACUACAGCGGUGCUGAGCUCGAGGGUCUGGUCAGGGCCGCGCAGUCCACCGCCAUGAACCGACACAUCAAGGCCACAUCUACAGUUGAGGUGGACAUGGAGAAGGCAGAGAAGCUGCAGGUCACUAGAGAUGACUUCAUGGGAUCCCUCAACAAUGACAUUAAACCAGCAUUUGGCACAAACCAAGAGGAUUACUCAAGCUACAUCAUGAACGGCAUCAUCAAAUGGGGUGACCCGGUCACCCAUGUCCUGGAUGACGGGGAGCUACUGGUGCAGCAGACAAAGAACAGCGAUCGCACACCACUGGUGGCAGUGUUAUUGGAAGGCCCACCCCACAGUGGAAAGACUGCAUUGGCAGCUAAGAUUGCAGAGGACUCGCAGUUCCCCUUCAUUAAGAUCUGCUCUCCAGACAAGAUGAUUGGAAGCUCAGAGAUUUCUAAGUGCCAGGCAAUCAAAAAGGUCUUUGAUGACGCUUAUAAGUCCCAGCUCAGCUGUGUGGUGGUGGAUGACAUUGAGCGUCUCCUAGACUACGUCCCCAUAGGCCCUCGUUUCUCCAACCUGGUACUUCAGGCUCUGCUGGUGCUGCUGAAAAAACCUCCACCCAAGGGUCGGAAGCUGCUCAUCAUCGGCACCACCAGCAGGAAAGACGUCCUGCAGGAGAUGGAGAUGCUGGACGCCUUCAGCACUACCAUCCACAUUCCCAACAUCUCUACUGGGGAGCAGCUUGUUGAUGCCUUAGAGCUUUUGGGGAGCUUCACAGACAAAGAGCGGGCCAGCAUCGCACAGCAGCUCAAAGGAAAGCGAGUCUGGAUCGGCAUCAAGAAACUGCUCGUGCUCAUCGAGAUGUCGCUGCAGAUGGACGCGGAUUACAGAGUGACCAAGUUCCUGUCUCUGCUCAGAGACGAGGGGGCGGUGAAUGAAGGCGAUCAAAUCCGAAUUUAA
Scomber japonicus (chub mackerel) is the source of this 2238-nucleotide messenger RNA. RefSeq names its product N-ethylmaleimide-sensitive factor a (gene nsfa). Gene Ontology annotation, biological process: SNARE complex disassembly; intra-Golgi vesicle-mediated transport; Golgi to plasma membrane protein transport. Gene Ontology annotation, cellular component: Golgi stack. Gene Ontology annotation, molecular function: ATP binding; ATP hydrolysis activity. The record is from RefSeq and is a predicted model, not a curated record. The coding region runs from base 7 to 2238 and encodes 743 amino acids. The transcript has 19 exons. NCBI's taxonomy places the organism in Eukaryota, Metazoa, Chordata, Actinopteri, Scombriformes, Scombridae.